Messenger RNA from Cylicocyclus nassatus, 2767 nucleotides. The record is from the annotation of a GenBank genome assembly. Lineage: Eukaryota; Metazoa; Nematoda; Chromadorea; Rhabditida; Strongylidae.
UGUAAACCUUGCGUCGAUCGAAUUACGCGUACAUAAUUUAAUCUAUAUAGAGCGAAAGAUGGAUGGCUACCCUAGGGCCGUGAUGAUUACCGACUACGAUCGCCGCAAGCAGAUUAGUGUGCGCGGUAUCGCACAGGUAGAAAACGUCAGCAACAUCAAGAAGGCUUUCAAUAGACAUCUGCAUUUUUCCAUCAUCAAGGAUCGUAAUGUUGCAACACCUCGGGAUUAUUACAUGGCCCUCGCAAAUACUGUUAGGGACCAUCUAGUGAGCAGAUGGAUUCGCACGCAACAGCAUUAUUACGAGAAAGAUCCUAAGAGAGUUUACUAUCUUUCUCUCGAGUUCUACAUGGGACGUACUCUAUCGAACACUAUGAUGAACCUUGGACUUCAGGCUACUGUUGAUGAAGCACUCUAUCAGCUCGGUUUGGAGAUUGAAGAAUUGCAAGAAAUCGAGGAAGACGCUGGACUCGGAAAUGGCGGUCUUGGCCGUCUUGCCGCGUGCUUCCUUGAUUCUAUGGCUACUCUCGGUAUCCCAGCUUACGGUUAUGGUUUACGAUAUGAGUACGGUAUCUUCAAGCAACUCAUCAGAGAUGGCUGGCAGGUAGAAGAGCCCGAUGACUGGCUCCGUUUUGGAAACCCAUGGGAAAAGGCGAGACCUGAGUACAUGCUACCUGUCAACUUCUACGGCAAAGUAGUCAAGGAUUCGAAAGGAAAGUCGAGCUGGGUGGACACACAGGUUGUAUUCGCGAUGCCCUAUGACACCCCUGUUCCCGGUUAUCGUAACAAUGUUGUAAACACCCUUCGUUUGUGGAGCGCCAAGGCUGAGAAUCACUUCCACCUAAAGUUCUUCAACGAUGGUGACUACGUGCAAGCCGUUAUGGACCGUAACAUCUCCGAAAACAUCACAAGAGUGCUGUAUCCUAAUGAUAAUGUUUUUAUUGGUAAAGAACUGCGUCUGAAACAGCAGUACUUCCUGGUUGCGGCUACUUUGCAAGACAUUAUUAGACGAUUCAAAUCGAGCAAGUACGGCUGCCGUGAUGCCAUCCGUGUCGACUUCAGCACUUUCCCAGAUAAGGUCGCCAUCCAGCUUAAUGACACUCACCCCUCUAUUGGAAUUCCCGAGCUGAUUCGUUUGCUUGUUGACAUUGAAGGAUUACCAUGGUCGCAAGCUUGGGAUAUCUGCGUAAAAACCUUUGCCUACACUAACCACACUCUUCUGCCUGAAGCUCUCGAAAGAUGGCCUGUGUCUAUGCUACAAUCUUUGCUACCUCGACACCUCCAGAUUAUUUAUGACAUUAAUCAGAAAUUCAUUGAGCUUAUCUCCUCCAAAUAUCCUGGUGACUUCGACAGAAUGCGUCGCAUGUCCAUCGUCGAAGAAGCGGAUCAGUUCGGAGAGAAACGUAUCAACAUGGCUAAUCUCUGCAUCGUUGCUUCACAUGCCAUCAAUGGUGUAGCUGCUUUGCAUUCGGAACUCUUGAAGACCACCGUGUUCAAAGAUUUUUAUGAGGUGUUCCCGGAAAAGUUCCAAAAUAAGACCAAUGGCAUCACACCGCGUCGUUGGCUGCUUCUUUCAAACCCCUCUCUUGCUGACGUUAUCGCAGAGAAAAUUGGAGAAGACUGGAUCACCAAUCUAGACGAGCUGCAGAAGCUGAAACAGUUUGCUGACAAUCCAGGAUUCCUUGACACUCUUCGUCGCGUAAAACAAGAGAACAAAAUGCGUGUAGCUCAGUAUAUCACUGAGGAAUAUAAUGUGGAUAUUAAUCCUGCCAGUAUCUUUGACAUCCAUGUGAAACGAAUUCACGAGUACAAGAGACAAUUGCUCAACAUUCUUCACGUAAUAGCACUUUACAAUAGAAUCAAAGAAAACCCAAGCAUUGAUAUGGUACCGAGGACUUUCCUCUACGGUGGAAAGGCAGCUCCUGGUUACCACAUGGCUAAGCAAAUCAUUCGGCUUAUCACUAGUGUAGGAGAAGUUAUAAACAAUGACCCUAUCGUAGGAGAUAAACUAAAGGUCGUUUUCCUUGAGAAUUAUCGUGUAUCGAUGGCAGAAAAGAUUAUCCCAGCUGCCGAUAUCAGUGAACAGAUCUCAACAGCUGGCACAGAAGCGUCUGGUACUGGAAAUAUGAAGUUUAUGCUGAAUGGCGCGCUAACCAUUGGAACUCUUGAUGGUGCCAAUGUCGAAAUGGCCGAAGAAAUGGGCAUGGAAAACAUUUUCAUUUUCGGAAUGAACGUCAAAGAGGUUGAAGAACUCCAGAAGCGUGGAUACAACGCCGAAGACUUUAUCAACAAAAGUCCAGUUUUGAAACAGAUAGUUGAGCAAAUAGAAGCUGGCAUGUUCACGCCGGAAGACCCUGACCAACUACGUGAUCUCACUAAUAUGUUGCGACAUCAUGAUCGAUUCCUCGUUUGCGCUGACUUCGACUCGUUUGUCAAAUGUCAGGAUAAGGUUGCUGAAACCUACCGGGAUCAACAGAAGUGGUGUCGUAUGGCCCUCAUGAACAUCGCCUCCACCGGCAAGUUCAGUACUGAUCGCACCAUCAUGGAAUAUGCCCGCGAAAUCUGGGGUAUCCAACACGGAGAAAGAGCCCUACCCGCCCCAUAUGAGAGUGUAGAUGGAGUCGAAAAUACCCAGUGCAUUUCUGUUGAUAUGACUUACUCAGCCAUGACUCGCAUUAAUACGAAUAUAGCGCUGGUCGAUGUGCAUUGUUCUCGCGGUACACGACAGAGUGCUAGAAUUACCCUUGCUCACUGUUGGUUAAGAGAUUAA